AUGCUGAAUAGCCCUGGCGAUACUUCAGUGGCCUGUUCUAUAGGAAUUUUCCUCUUCUUACUCUUGAUGUUCUGUGGGAUAGGGUGUGUUUGGCACUGGAAACACCCUAACACAACCCGAUUUACCUUGCCAAAGUUUUUACGAAGAAGAAGGAGCAAGAAAAAUGAGUAUGAUGAAACACCCUCUUUGAGUCAUCAAAUUAUUAGCCCAGAGCAUAAAAUUUCAGUUCAAACCCAAGAUUACAAUUCUGCUGAGGGGACAACUAGCCUGCAUGCCAACUAUGAAAAUGUGAAUGCGAGUCCUCCUAAAGAUAAAGAAGAAACUGAUAAGGAAAUAUAUGAAAAUACACAGCAGUCUAAUUUUGAGGAGCAUGUCUAUGGAAAUGAGGCAGAAUCUAACUAUUACAACGUGCAGAAUCCUAGUACUUCUGGAGCAACUCAAGAUGAAGAUAUAUAUAUUCUUCCAGAUUAA
Molecule: messenger RNA, 471 nt
Organism: Chrysochloris asiatica (Cape golden mole)
Lineage: Eukaryota; Metazoa; Chordata; Mammalia; Afrosoricida; Chrysochloridae
Gene: GAPT
Product: GRB2-binding adaptor protein, transmembrane
Exons: 1
Coding region: 1-471 (156 amino acids)
Cellular component (GO): membrane
Source: RefSeq, a predicted model, not a curated record